Molecule: messenger RNA, 273 nt
Organism: Monascus purpureus
Lineage: Eukaryota; Fungi; Ascomycota; Eurotiomycetes; Eurotiales; Aspergillaceae
Source: the annotation of a GenBank genome assembly
AUGGAUGCCCAGCCUCAAAUCGACAUCUCCAAGCUCAGCGACGCGGACAAGAGAGAAUUGAACCAGUUUCUGGAAAACGAAGCCCAGAAGACCAACAUCCAGCAAACCGUCCACCAUCUUGCCGAUGUCUGCUGGAAGAAAUGCAUUACGGGGAAAAUAACUUCGGGUCGUCUGGAUCGCACAGAGGAGUCCUGCGCGCAGAACUGUGUUGAGAGGUGGAUGGAUACAAAUUUAUCUGUGUUGAAGCAUCUGGAAGCACUCCGGGGACGCUAA